Messenger RNA from Caenorhabditis elegans, 752 nucleotides. RefSeq lists its product as uncharacterized. Gene Ontology annotation, cellular component: extracellular region. The record is from RefSeq and is marked reviewed. Gene Ontology annotation, molecular function: hormone activity. NCBI's taxonomy places the organism in Eukaryota, Metazoa, Nematoda, Chromadorea, Rhabditida, Rhabditidae.
AUUUUCUAUACCCCUUUAAAUGGGCGGAGUCACAUAAUGCUCAAUAUCUACAUUUAAAAUUGCGGGCGGAGUCUAAAAGUGGAUAUGAACUCUCAAUUAGCUCCGCCCACUUUGAGCUAUAAAAGAAUCACCUCCUCUGUCUCCUCUCAACAACUAUCUCAACAUGAACUGCAAGCUCAUCGCCAUCUUUGCCGUACUCGUCCUCUCCGUCUCGGCUCAUCUCGGAGCCCAGGCCGCCGCCGCCAACUUCAAGGCCGAGGGCCCACUAAGCCGUGCAGUCCGUGUUCCAGGUGUGGCCGUGAGGGCCUGUGGUCGUCGCCUCGUUCCGUAUGUGUGGAGUGUCUGUGGAGACGCCUGUGAACCACAAGAAGGAAUUGACAUCGCAACACAAUGCUGCACCUAUCAAUGCACUGCCGAGUAUAUACAAACUGCCUGUUGCCCACGUUUGCUUCUUUAAUUCUUCACGUCUUCCCGCCCGUCUUCCCGCUCGCAUCUGCACUUGAUCUCCCCCCCCCGCUCUUCCUCUACCUGAAAAAAUGCAUCAAAUUUUGCUCGUGAAAAAUUACAUGUCCCAGUAUCUGGAAAUUUCCUAAAAAUCUCCAAUUUUUCUCCAAAACCGUCCCUCCCUUAGCUUUUCAUGUAGUCAUUUUCUCCGGAUACCCCUGAAACAAUUUUCCUUUUUUUUUAAAUUCAUUUAAUUUAUUGAUUUCCAUGGUAUCUGGAUCCUUGUAGUAUGCUAGUAAUAAACAUUU